AUUACAACUUUAAAAUGUCUUGUCCAUGGAGGCAAGUUUCUUUUCGAAGGUUACCUGCUUUUCCAGGAAAUUCUUCCGUAAUAUCGCAUUAUGGAAGCGCAGGAACACAAAGGAAAAGAUACACAAAUCCAGGGCAAUGCUCAGUUCCAGAGUUGCGUGAAGAUAGCCUGAGACCGGAAACUGUUAAGGAGUACUUGUUAACACAUCAAUGGAUAGUUAAAGAAUAUGUUGAGGAGAAGGUUUCAGCAGAAGAAGUAGAGGAAUGGCUAAAGAAAAAACAGCCUUUUAAUACUGGGGAAUGUCUAAAAGAAGAUAAUUUUAACACAAUAUCUUCAGACAUGAAGAUGUUCUCAGGUGAUGGCUCAACAAAUUCUAUAGAGGAUGUUAUGUUAAGCAUGGUGGCAGAUAUAGAGGACAACACAGGGCUUCCAAAACUAUUGAACAGUGUUGCAAAAUUAAUCUCAAAAGUGUGUAAUGCAGAUGUCUUUACUCUGUAUCUCGUAAGCCCAAUGGGAAAUGACCUUUUGUUUUGCAAGGAAGAUAAAGAGGGAAAGAUUGAGCAGAUCAUGAUUGGUCCAAUUACCUACGGUCAGACAAUUUCAUCGUAUGUUGCAUUCAGCAAAGAGUUAAUUAUGGAAUCGGAUAUCUUAGGGGAUGAACGCUUUCCUAUGGGUACUGGCAUUGAUAACGGUCAAGCCAACUCUCUUCUUGUUUUACCAAUUUUGCUACCAAAUGGCGAUAUACAUGGUGUUAUAGAGCUUUCUCGUAAUGAGAAGAGCAAGCCAUUUAAUGAAGAAAAUAAACAGGUGGCAUGCAUGUACCUCACAUGGGUUGGUAUUGCUAUUCAUAAAAUUCAG
Messenger RNA from Anneissia japonica, 857 nucleotides. Its product is annotated as cAMP and cAMP-inhibited cGMP 3',5'-cyclic phosphodiesterase 10A-like. The transcript has 9 exons. The record is from RefSeq and is a predicted model, not a curated record. The annotation marks the transcript as partial. Gene Ontology annotation, molecular function: protein binding. NCBI's taxonomy places the organism in Eukaryota, Metazoa, Echinodermata, Crinoidea, Comatulida, Comatulidae.